AUGGCAGACGAUACCUCACGAAACAACGACCGGAUUGAGACUGAGGUCGAGAAGGAGGGGACUGAGAACUUGGAGCAUGUGACUGAGAUUCAAAAUGUCGUUCCUCACAUUGAUCCUGCUCGCAGGAUUGUCGUUGAGAAGAGCCUGAAGCGCAAACUUGAUGCCCGGUGCAGCUUGUUUGUUCUCAUCUACAUCAUGAACUAUCUCGACCGCAACAACAUCUCUGCGGCCCGAUUGAAGGGUCUGCAGACUGAUUUGAACCUCACCGACACACAGUACUCGACCUGUCUGAGUAUUCUAUAUGUUGGAUACAUCUUGAUGCAGGUGCCCUCGAACAUGUUUAUCAACCGCAUCUCGCGCCCAUCAAUCUAUAUCGCCUGCUCCAUGACCCUGUGGGGUCUGAUCUCUACAUGCUCCGGAUUGGCAAAGAACUUCAGCCACAUGGUCGCUAUUCGAUUCCUGCUGGGUUUCGUUGAGGCUGCCUUCCUCCCUGGUGCUCUCCUUAUCCUCUCGAAGUGGUAUACCCGCAGGGAGUUGACUACCCGAAACGCUAUUCUGUUCUGUGGUAACCUGAUUUCCAAUGCCUUCUCCUCGCUCGUCGCUGCUGGUGUCUUGUCCAACAUGCAAGGUGUCCUGGGCCACGCCGCCUGGCGCUGGCUCUUCUGGAUCGAGGGUGCUAUUACCAUGACUAUUGCCCUCUCCUCUGCCUUCAUCUUGCCUGAUCUGCCUACCAAUGCUCGCGGAUUCACCGAGGAAGAGCUUCUUGUUGCGCAGCUUCGUAUCAUGGAGGAUGUUGGUGAGGCUGAUACCGAUUCCAACGAACAGAGCCCCUACUCUGGACUCAUUAUGGCCCUGAAGGAUUUCAAGAUCUACGUUAUGAUGUUGUCUUUCACUGCCUAUGUCGUCGGACUGUCCUUCAACGCCUUCUUCCCCACUCUCACCGGCACUCUUGGUUUCUCAUACGUCCCUACCCUGCUCAUGAGUGCUCCCCCAUGGGUCUUCUCCUGUAUCUUCUCCGUCCUGAACGCCUGGCACGCAGACAGAACCCAAGAAAAGAUCUGGCACAUCUACGGCCCUCUAUUCAUGGGAAUCGUCGGUUUCGUCAUCAGCAUGUCAACGCUCAACGUUGCAGCCCGUUAUGUCGCCCUCUUCCUCCAAGCAGGCUCCUACGCCGGCUUCAUCGUUUUCUACUCCUGGAUCAGUUCCUCAUUCCCCCGACCUCCCGCCAAGCGAGCCGUUGCUCUCGCCCUGAUCAACGCAUUCAGUCAGCUUGGUAACGUCGCCGGCUCGUACGUGUGGGAUCUCUCCGAUAACGGAUACCGCAAGAGUUACGGAAUCGUGACUGCUAUGUUCGGUAUUACUAUUGUUGGCUUCUGGGGAUUCAGAAUGAUCCUUGUCAACCUCAACAAGAAGCUUGAGCAGAGUGAGGCUGAGUAUAAUGCUGGGCAUCCUGAUGCCCAGACCAGUGGUUCGGACUUUAUUGAGAGUGCCGAUGAGUCUUUGCGGGUGCGCAAGGGUUUCAGGUAUCUUGUUUGA
This is a messenger RNA of Penicillium pulvis, 1536 nucleotides long. RefSeq lists its product as uncharacterized. The record is from RefSeq and is a predicted model, not a curated record. Gene Ontology annotation, biological process: transmembrane transport. Gene Ontology annotation, cellular component: membrane. Gene Ontology annotation, molecular function: transmembrane transporter activity. Lineage: Eukaryota; Fungi; Ascomycota; Eurotiomycetes; Eurotiales; Aspergillaceae. The transcript has 3 exons. The coding region runs from base 1 to 1536 and encodes 511 amino acids.